AUGCAACUACUCGUUUUUCUAUUCGUUUUCUUGGCCACACCAUCGGAUUCUCUGAAUCCCAAAAGACAGCGAUUCUUCGGAACGUCUUCUGAAAAUGUGAAAUCCCGACGAAGUGUUCGAAAUGAGACAUGUCCAGAGUGUGCGAUGAUUAGUACAACGAAACGGAAAAUUGCGGCGAAUAAGUUGAAAAGAGCGCCGCCCAUUUUUCAAGGACCUUCUAACGAUCGCCAGCGAGCAAUUGUAGCAGCAUUCCAGCACUCGUGGACGGGAUACAAGAAAUAUGCAUGGGGACAUGACGAGCUGCUUCCGGUGUCGAAGCGAUUCGAUGAUCCAUUCCAGUUAGGAUUGACGAUUGUGGAUAGUUUGGAUACAGCGAUUAUUAUGGGAUUGGAGACAGAAACCCGAGAAGGCGUCGAAUGGAUUCGGAAUAGUCUGAAUGUGUCUCCAUCGAAAAGUGUGAAUGUGUUCGAAACUACGAUUCGAGUGCUCGGCGGACUUUUGAGUGGAUAUCAUUUGACUGGGGAAGAAGCUCUCCUGGAAAAAGCCGCUAAACUAGGCGACAAUCUACUCAACGCAUUCACAAAAUCCAAAUCUCCCAUCCCGAAAAGUGACGUGGAUCUUGGCACCGGCGCAGCAUUCAGCCCGAAUCGCGGAUACUCUUCGCUCGCCGAAGCGACAACGUUGCAGCUGGAGUUUCGAGAUUUAUCAGUACUGACCGGUGAUAAGAAAUACGAAGAAACGGCUUUCGCAGCGUCAGAACAUGUACACAAGACGAAAUGUGCCGAAUAUGAUGGUUUAUGCUUUUAUCAUAUCGAUGAGAACGGAGAAUUCAAGAAAACUGCGAUCACUCUUGGCGCUCGUGCUGACAGCUACUAUGAGUACCUCAUCAAGCAAUGGCUCCAGACCAAAAAAUCGAUUGAUUGGCUGCGCGAUGACUUCCUCCAAUCGAUGAAAUCCAUCAAAAAUCACCUCUACCGUCAAUCCCAACCAUCAGGCCUCUGGUUCAUUGGAGAAAUCGCUGAAAACGAUGAUUUCUACCCAAAAAUGGAUCACUUGGUGUGCUUUUUAUCCGGAUCCCUGGCUCUUUCUCACUUAAAUGGACUAGAUGAAAAUGGGGAACAUAUUAGAAUGGCCAAGAAAAUCGGAGAAAUUUGCCAUAAAAUGUAUCAAAAUCCAACUGGUCUUGGCCCCGAAAUCAUUCAUUUCAAUAUCGAAAAUCGAACAGACGACGUAUCCAGAGAAGAUUCUUAUGUCAAAAGUCUAGAUGCUCAUUCUCUGCUCCGUCCAGAAGCCAUUGAAGCCUGGUUUUAUUUGUAUCGUGUCACCAAGGACCCAAAAUAUCAAGAAUGGGGAUGGUCAGCGUUUGAAGCCAUUGAAAAAUACGCGAAAGUGGAGACUGGAGGAUACAGUUCAAUCGAUAAUGUCCUUCGGAAGAAGGUUAGAAGACGUGACAAGAUGGAAUCCUUCUUCCCAGCUGAGACGCUGAAGUAUCUGUAUUUGCUGCUGGCCGAUGAUCAGGAGAUUCUGCCGUUGGAUCGAUGGGUAUUCAAUACCGAAGCACACCCAUUGCCUCUUUAUAAUUGA
Messenger RNA from Caenorhabditis briggsae, 1584 nucleotides. The record is from RefSeq and is a predicted model, not a curated record. The coding region runs from base 1 to 1584 and encodes 527 amino acids. Gene Ontology annotation, cellular component: membrane; endoplasmic reticulum. NCBI's taxonomy places the organism in Eukaryota, Metazoa, Nematoda, Chromadorea, Rhabditida, Rhabditidae. The transcript has 4 exons. Gene Ontology annotation, molecular function: mannosyl-oligosaccharide 1,2-alpha-mannosidase activity; calcium ion binding. Gene Ontology annotation, biological process: carbohydrate metabolic process; N-glycan processing.